Messenger RNA from Nerophis lumbriciformis (worm pipefish), 639 nucleotides. NCBI's taxonomy places the organism in Eukaryota, Metazoa, Chordata, Actinopteri, Syngnathiformes, Syngnathidae. The record is from RefSeq and is a predicted model, not a curated record.
AUGGAGACGCUUUACCACCAGACAAAUAAGCAAAUCCAGGAGGUGCAGUCGCUUAUGGGCAACCUGGAGAGAACGGAUCGCCAGUCAGUUCAUUUAUUAGAGAAUGAACUCCAGGCUCGAAUCGAGCAGAUCUUCAACCAAUUGGAGCGACUGGAGAUCCUGGCCAGCAAGGAGCCGCCCAACCGCCGCCAGAAUGCCAAACUGCGUGUGGACCAGCUCAAGUACGACGUCCAACACCUGCGCACCGCCCUGCAGAACUUCCAGCACAGACGCUACAACCAAGAGGCCCAGGAACGAGAGCGUGAGGAGCUCAUGAGCCGGACCUUCACCACCAACGAUGCAGACACGUCCAUCCCCAUUGACGAGACGCUGCAGCUCAAUUCUAACCUGCACAAUGCACACCGAGGCAUGGACGACCUGCUGGGCAGCGGUAGCAGCAUCCUCAAUGGGCUCAGAGAUCAAAGAUCCUCUCUCAAGGGGACCCACAAGAAGAUGCUGGAUGUGGCCAACAUGCUGGGUCUCUCCAACACGGUGAUGAGGCUCAUCGAGAGGCGUGCCACCCAGGACAAGUUUAUCAUGAUCGGAGGGAUGCUCCUCACGUGUGUCUUUAUGUUCCUGGUAAUACGAUACCUGGGCUGA